Messenger RNA from Malania oleifera, 2172 nucleotides. Its product is annotated as protein ACCELERATED CELL DEATH 6-like. The record is from RefSeq and is a predicted model, not a curated record. The transcript has 3 exons. The coding region runs from base 80 to 1900 and encodes 606 amino acids. Gene Ontology annotation, cellular component: plasma membrane. Gene Ontology annotation, molecular function: protein phosphatase 1 binding; protein phosphatase regulator activity. NCBI's taxonomy places the organism in Eukaryota, Viridiplantae, Streptophyta, Magnoliopsida, Santalales, Ximeniaceae.
UCUCCCAUGCAGUGCGGUGCAGUGUAUACAUGUUCUGUACAGACACGGAGAGAUUUGAAUUAGCCAGAGAGGAGAGGAGAUGAGGCAGCAAAAACUGGCCGUGAACGAACUUUACACGGCGGCAGUGAGUGGCGACGAGAAGUUUCUCGAUGCCAAUAGCGAACAUGAUUUGCUGAGUUGCCAGACGCCUCUGGGAAACAACAUCAUUCACCUUGCGGCGGAAGGUGGCAAAACGUCCUUCAUUAAGAAAGCUGUAGGGCUGCGCCCUUUUCUUAUAACCCAGCAAAACCAGAAAGGAGAUACUCCUCUCCAUGUGGCCGCCAGGUUUGGGCACACUGAUGCGGUCGAACUUCUCUUGCAGGACGGUACUACGACUGCUCCUCCUGAUUCUGUGUCGAUUAACAUUGAAAAGGAUGAAGGUGAUUUAAUAUUGGAUAGGCGUCCUUGGAGGAUGAGGAACUUGGAGGGUUCCAUGGCCCUCCACGAUGCUAUGAGGAAUGGUCAUGAGAAGGUGGCGCUGCUUUUAUUGCAACGAGACCCUCACUUGGCCUCCGUUGUCACCGACGCCGGCGAGAGUCCGCUUUAUCUUGCUGCUGAACAGAGGUGGUACCGGAAUGUUGUGGAGAAGAUUUUAACAUCGGGAGCUCCAUACAGCACCCAGGGCCCCUGGAGACAGAAUCUCUUGCAUGCCAUGGCGCUUAAUAUUUACGUAUGGGAUGGCAAGUGUGUAGAAACUGUAGUGGAUGAACAUCCGGAUCUUGUAAAGCAGAAAGAUGAAUUUGGAAGGACAGCUCUACACUAUGCCGCAAUUAGUCGUUGGUCAUCAAGCUUUGCUAGUUGGCUAUUAAGGAAAGAUGUGAGCGCAGCAUACGAACAUGAUGCAAAUGGCCUCACGCCUUUGCUUUUAGCUGCAAGUGUGGGUGGAAGGGCUAUUAUAGAAGAAAUAUUGAAAUAUUGUCCAGAUUCUAUGGAGUUGCUUGAUAGAAAAGAUCGGCAUAUCCUUCACGCUGUCAUUGAAUCAAAUAGUUAUCGUACCUUUCAAGUGUUAUUGAAAAAUCCACAGAUGCAAAAGCUUAUUAAUAAGCCUGAUAAAGAAGGAAACACGCCUUUACAUCUGGCAAUUCAAAAGAAAGAUUAUCCGGUACUUAAGGAACUCUUGACAAACAAAAAUGUUGAUAUUAUGCCAGAAAUCAAAGUUACUAUUCGCGAUCAUUUGCGAAGUGACCCAGAAUUUCAGAUUUUUUAUGAGAAGAACGAUCUAGUUGACGAGCUCUGGCGACCAAAUGAACGCAGCCAGCUGCGAGUCGGGAAGGACUCGAAGGAUCCGUUGUCGCAGAAAAUUUUAUCCAUGAAGGAAAUGGAAUUGUUCAAAUCCAGAUACUUCAGCAGCGACCCCAGGCCCUUCGGUGAGCUUCUAAAAGAAACAUCCGACAAUUUGUCGGUGGUCGCCACCCUCCUCACCACCCUGACAUUCGCGGCAGCGUUCACCAUUCCCGGCGGCUACAACAACAACCCUCCCAGGGAGGGCAUGGCGGUGCUCGGAAAGAAGGCAGCGUUUCACGCGUUCAUAUUGUCGGACACAGUCGCCGUGUGCUCUUCCGUAAUCGUGGUGUUCCUCCUGAUCUGGCAACAAAGAGACUUCGUGACCUUGAAGCGCCGGAUCACCUACAGCAUCAGGUUGCUCAUCGUUGCUAUUGGCGGCACGCUGGUGGCUUUCAUGAGCGGUCUGUACGCCGUCAUAUCCGGUGAAGUGUUGUGGCUCGCCGUCCUCGUCUGCGUCGCCAGCUCCGUCUUCCUGCUCAUUUUUGUCAUUUUGAUCCUCGCGGCUGCUUUUGGCUCUUUCAAGAAAAUGUUUAACUUCGUGUUCCUAAUUGCAGAAGAUAUUUUCCUUGAAUGGUGAGGCAAGAUUUGUAACAAUGUGACAGUGAUUGGGAAAGUGAUAAUUUAUCAAAUCUGUAUUCUGGAGUAGGUCCAACUCCCUUUUGUUUCAUUUGGAUUGGGAAGACUUUUCAUAUGUUGUUGGGGAUUUUUCCUACCUCUCCUCUCUUUGUUCUUCUUUAUUGUUGGGGGAGAUUUUAAAAAGAAAGGUUUGUGGUCUUGUAAUUUGGUUGAAUUUAUAUUUGUAUAAAUUUAAAUCAAAAUUUAUAUUUUAUUUAAUUAAAUUUAUUUAAA